Sitodiplosis mosellana (orange wheat blossom midge) is the source of this 1464-nucleotide messenger RNA. Its product is annotated as complex I intermediate-associated protein 30, mitochondrial-like. The record is from RefSeq and is a predicted model, not a curated record. The transcript has 4 exons. Gene Ontology annotation, cellular component: mitochondrion. The coding region runs from base 376 to 1350 and encodes 324 amino acids. NCBI's taxonomy places the organism in Eukaryota, Metazoa, Arthropoda, Insecta, Diptera, Cecidomyiidae. Gene Ontology annotation, biological process: mitochondrial respiratory chain complex I assembly; mitochondrial electron transport, NADH to ubiquinone.
AUUAGGACAAAUGGACAAAUUUUUAAAAUGACUUACAUCACUUCAUAAGUGUUAUACAUCAUUCUAAAAAUUUGUCCAUUUGUCCUAAUUUGAAAUGGGACAUAAGGACAAAUGUCCGUUUGUCCCUUUUGGCAAUGGGACAUCAGGACAAAAUAUCCUUUUGUCCUAAUUUGAAAUGGGACAUCAGGACAAAAUGUCCGUUUGUCCUAAGUUGAAAUGGGACAUUAGGACAAAUGUUCGUCUGUCCCAAAUUAAUAAAAGGACGUACGGACACGAAAUGUUCGUCCUCUGUCCGUCCGUUUGCCACCUUUAGUUCGGAGUUUGAGUGUGAAUUAAUCUGUAGAAUAAUUUUGUGUCAGCCCAAGAAGUAAAAACAUGUUCCAGAAUUUCCUUAGGAAGAGUCACAUAAUAAAAGAUUUUGUCAAUACGAAUCAAAUAUGCCCGAGAAAUUUUUCGAUAUUAUCACCAUAUCACAAGAGUCACAAUGUACUCUUAAAACAGAAGGCUGCGCGUAUACCAUGUAUUCAUCCAUACAUUAGGCGAAAUUUUAUUGGUUUUGUUCCUGACAGAAAAGAUGGUUAUAAAACACAGAAAGAAGAACCUGAUCUAGAGCACAUCAAAUACGGCUUGAAGCAAUUUAAAAACGAACUUAAAUUGUGGAUAGAAGAAAUAAAAGACACAUUACGUGCAGAUCCUUUGAUGAUUUGUCCGCCUGGCGAGAUCGAUACGGUCUUCGAAUUUGGGAAACAGGAAGACAUAGACAAAUUCGUUGUAACAAGUGAUAGUGACCAUAAUGAGGGAUACAGUCAUUGUUCAUUGAAGAUUAAUCAGUCUGGUUACGGUUCAUUCAGUGGCAUCUUAGAUUCAACAGUUCCAAAACAGGGAAAAAUAUCAAGAGCUGGUUAUUGUAAUAUAACAAGUCUUCGUGUGAAAAAAUCAUUUCAACGCGAUUCAUAUUAUGAUUGGAGCCCAUAUAAUGCACUAGUAUUGAGAAUUCGGGGUGAUGGUCGACCGUACUCAUUGAAUUUGCACUCAGAUGGUAUAUUUGAUGUAACAUGGCAUGAUACAUAUAGUUAUAUCUUAUACACACGAGGUGGUCCACAUUGGCAGUUAACAAAAAUACCAUUCUCCAAAUUUUAUCUGGUUGCUAAAGGAUGUAUACAAGAUAAGCAUUGCUAUAUGUCGAAUAUUCGCGUUUCACGAAUUGGCAUCACAGCUGUGGGACUGAACUGGAUGGAUGGAGAAUUCAAUUUGGAAAUCGACUAUAUCGGUGUGGAAAAUAACCCAUACCAUACUGAGGAAUCAUCCUAUGAAAUGUACAGAGUACCAAAUUUCAUAGCAGGCACCUAGUGAUCCUUAACAAUUCUAUAUAAAUCUAGGUUCUUCAAUGUAAUAGUUUUAUUAACUAAAAAAAAUUCAACGUUUUUUUUAAUCAUACAAUGAAUUAGUGUUUCAAGAUGUUUU